AUGCCGGAGCUUCCCAAGCCUGAUUUCCGUGAUGUCUCGGUAUCGCCAGCGAGGCUUCUUACUGCAUGCGAUAGAUUUGGAGAGGGCGCUGAUGAAGUCAUCAAAGACUACGAACUGCCCUACACUUCUCUGCCUGGCUCCGCCCAGGAACAGUGGGCCCCCGAUGAAGACCUCGAAGAAGAAUCGGACUCGGAGAGCGAAGGCUAUGGCCUACCAACUGGUCUGGCCGGCGACUCCCAAAGUAGGCCUCGUACCUCAGAAAGGCCCUUUGUGCCCCGUCUCCAAAACUGGCGCAUGAACCUUACCGCCCUCUCACAAGUCUACAACCUCUAUUUCGCCGCCUACGGAAACAAGAUUUGGGUGUAUCGUCUUCCGGGUCCCGUAGCAACGGGCUUGAAGGGUGAUCCAGCUUUGAUAUUGUGCCCUUCACGGCGGUCCAAGUUCGCCGAACUGGUUGGAGGCCAUAUUGAUAGGGUACACUAUGACCAUGCUAAUCAUCUGAUUACUGGAUUUCUUGGCGACCUCGAAUUGGUUCUCAUGGCCUACGACGAUGGAGAUGUGAUAGCGUACUACACACGAGAGAUAGCGAGGUACAUCGCUCAGAAGACCACAAGCCUGGAAUCCUCCUCCUUGCCGCACCCGUUACCCUUCUUCCACGAGAACGUUGGCGCGUCGGCGUGGGGCCUUGCAAUUCACGCCAAGUCACGUUUGAUAGCCGUCAGCUCCAACAAGCAUGAGGUAACAGUCUUCGCUUUUGGUCUCAAUCGCUUGACCAACAGUUUCAGCAGCCUGGGACGCCCUGACAUGAAACGCGAGGAAGCCGCCGUGCUUCAGAGAAAGCGAAACUGGAGGAUACUCUUGCACCUCGGUCCGUCUGGGAACAAUAUACCGAGCAUAGACUUUGUCAGCAACGACGCCGGACAUGCCGAAUACGUAUGUGCUGUCGAUAUCUCCGAGCAGUUCUGGUUGUUGGAUAUCUGGCGGUCUUUCGCCCCUCCCACCUUACUUCGUCCCCGCGAUACUCACUGGACGCGUCGCGAAAGCUUUUGGGGGGUUCUCGCCUUAUCUGAUAGCAGCUUUUUAGAUGUCGGAACGGAAAACCCCCACGAAGGAUAUGAGGCUAGACUGCGUAACUGGCAAGUAGCAUUGGGAUUAUCCGCGUUAUGUCGCCCGUCUGGAAAGCCACCUCUCUAUUGGAUUGAUGUCAGCGCUUCCAUGAACCGCGUAUUUAGCAGCCUUUCAUUCGAUCCAGAGGGCGAUUACAGCCCAGCUGCUUAUCCCGUUCAAGAUAGAGCCGGGUUUAAUGGUGGGCCCCUCCCUGAUCUUGAGUUCUAUAAUUUCGCCCUAGCACAGAGUGAAGGCGAAUCCAGCGAAGAUCAAGAGGAUUUUGAAUAUGCCGAAGAGGACGAGGAUGAUGAAGAGGAUGACGAAGAGGAAGAGGAUGGCGAUGACGACGACGACGACGACAACGGCGACGACGAUGAUGAUGAUGAAGAGGGGGAAGAGGAUGGUGGGGAUGAGAUGGAUACCUGUGAGGAGGCAGACCACGGAGCCGAAGACAAGGAACACCAACAACAUCACCACAACUGGGAUGAAUACUUCGCGAGUAUCAUUGUGAAAGGGCAUACCCUGGACCAGCCCCUUGGAUCUGGCGAACCGAACUUUUUAGAAGUACUCGAUUUCCUAUCUACAGAGAUGGACCCCCCAGACUUUCCACCGAAACCGACCUACGCGGCACCGCUUCGAUCAAUUCCCCUCGCCUGCCUGCCGAAAGACGCACGAAUUUCUCGUGACGCUAGCGAACCGGUUCCGCGAAUGAGCAUGAUCUACAAGCCUCACCUCGGCCUCACCUACAAAGACCCGCAUUUCUUCCCCGAGAAGAUACGCUGGUUAAGGCGGAGGAAGGAGGUCAAUCUUCGCCGGCCGACGAAACGAAGCUCUGCCGCCAUCGCCGCCAUCGCUGAGUGCACGAGCUUUUUCGUCACUGCAAGAUCGGAUAUUCGGCUUAUGUCUACCGACACCGACUUCAUUGACCUCUAUUGCACCGAUCCCGCCCGCGUUCCAAAUCUGCCCGGCACCUAUUCCCAUAUCUACCGCGUCAACAUGGUACUUCACGUGCCCGAGUUGAAUCUCGUCGUGGCCGCAAAUCAGGCCGGGCGCGUGGCUCUCAUCAGUCUCAUUAAAUGCUCCUACGCGUACCCCAGGGCAAUGGGCGCCCGAAGUUUCCGAGUCGACAUGCUGCUCCCGACUAGGUAUGAGGAGGCGAAGCGGAAACUCCGUCCGAAGGUCCCCUUGUUCGGUGUUGCCAUCGGCCCUGUUCCAGAGGUGUACGAUAAGAGCUUACGCCUACGGUCUGUCCACCCAAGGCCACGAACUCCAGACCAGAGAGAGUACAGGUUGAUCUUGCAUUAUCGUGAUCAUACUAUCCUGACCUAUGUUAUCAGUCGCCCAUCACCAUACACCUUGCGUGUGGUUUAA
Messenger RNA from Scedosporium apiospermum, 2478 nucleotides. RefSeq lists its product as uncharacterized. The record is from RefSeq and is a predicted model, not a curated record. Bases 1 to 2478 code for a protein of 825 amino acids. The transcript has 3 exons. NCBI's taxonomy places the organism in Eukaryota, Fungi, Ascomycota, Sordariomycetes, Microascales, Microascaceae.